AUUUCGCAAACGAUUUUGUUUACGAACUUGUCACAGGUCGUAUUUCACUGUUGUGGAGGACAUGUCUCACAACGGCAAUCUGCCGAAGACGCAGCCUGUUGUUAUUCAACGUGGCCGAAUCACGAAAAGGACUCGCAAAGGCAUUGGACGUUGGCUACCCAGGUACUGGACACUCUACACAGAUGGCACGUUGAUGUACCACGACUCUGAGAAACAUUCUCGUAAAGAAAACCCCAAAUUUGUAGUCAAUGUUACAUCUCAGUGUUACGACGUGAGACGAGGAGCAGAAGCGUGCGACUGCUCUUUCCCUAGACGAGUGCCGAGUGAGAACUGUUUUGGAUUAGUGACUGCUACGCGUGUUUUCUAUCUGUAUACAGAAGCCAGCGAAGACUGCAGACGGUGGAUGGAGAAUAUCUCAAGAAUGGCCAAGAAUAUGAUCAGCAGCAACUGGAAUUUCACAGGCAUGGGAACUUCAACACCGCAAAGUCACAGAGGUUUGAAACACGAUCGUCCACCGUCUGAGACGUCUCUAAACGAAUUGGGCAGAGAUUCAGGCGUUUUUGUAGUAGCUUCAACAAGGGAAUCAACAGUAGACCCGAUCGAAACGACCAAUGACGAAAAGGUAGGCACACGGUCGUUGCAUGCGCUUAGCACGGGUGAGGCGCUACAGACUCGGAAAGAAACGAGGUCGCAAACGACAAACGAGACAAAACCAUCGGUAGCUGAGAAAAUUGACACCACGUCAGCAGAAGGGAAUACGAGAACAAGAACAACGAAAUCUCUCUCCGUGUCGUAUAUUGCAACGAGAGACUCUGUUGUUUCUGCAACGUCUAGAGAGACCGAAUCAGACGUGGAUGUUCUCAAGGACACUGACGUUUUCAUGCGAACGCAGUCGCCUGGAGCCGAAACGUUCAAAAUCGAUACCAGACCAAGAAAGAGAUCAUCCGCUAGGAAACCUGAAAGCACCAAAAAACGCUUUCCAAAAUUUGGAAGACGAAAAUCAAAGGAACAGCCAAAGAAAGAAGACAAAGUAAUACGUGCGUCAACGGAAAACACGGGAGCUAUUGGAUUCAUCAAGUACCGCGAUGCAGACGGGGUUGUACAGUUUGCACAAGUGAGUGCUGACGAACUAAACAGACAGCAACAAGGGGAAGGGGAAGACACGGAAGAUCUAGUGGACGAUUUGGAAGCGGAACCAGAUAUUCCAGAGGAGGAAGAACCACAUGUAGACCCACAACAACUGGCUAGAGAGACCAUGCAGCGGUUUGGCCCAAACGAGACGCCAUUGACUUCUGAACAGCAUCAGUUGGAGGAGGGGCAUCAGUUGGAGGAGGGAAGUCUAGUAGAAAAGGCAAAUCAAAAUGAUGUGGGAAUGGAAGAAGCAGACCAAUGUGAACCCGCAGUUUCCAACGUAAACGAGGACAAGGCAAAAACAAAUCAAGGUGAUGUGACUGAAGGAGGCAAUUGUGAACCUGCAGUUGCCGACGUUAGCGAGGAACAAACGAUAGUUGAGGCAACUGACAUUGAUGCGAUAGAUAUUGAGGCUCCAGAGUCUGACAAUGAAAUGAAGACAUCUCCUGUUAGGAGACGAAAAAUCAAACCUGCGGACAGUUGGAUACGACGACAAUCAGCGCUGUCUAAAAACUUUGAAGAGCAGGACAAACCGAUCACGAGAGGAGCAACAAAAAUAGGCGUUAAGCCCGCAGAAGAAGCUCGUAAAGCAGCAGGAUCACUAGUUACACAGUCACCGUUUAUUAGGAAAAUAGCGAGUGUACAGGAGAGCCUAUCUAAAGCGGUAGUAGAAACAACAGAUCUUGCACAAAUCAGAGAAGUGCCUCGUAAUCUUGAAAACGUUGAGUGUAGGGCAGGGAAAUUAACACCAUCAGAAUGGAAAAGAGGAGGUGCAAGUACUGACAAGCUAGUGAAAGAGAUAAUGCGCCUUGGACAAACAAAUAGUUGCGGCCAAUAUGAAGUGAGACACGGCAUUCUACGAAAGGAAGCAGCUAGCUGUAUUGGUAACUUGUCUGCAACACUGAGAACUGCCAAAAGACUGCGCAUGGUAACAUACAAUGGCGAGCUACUGCUUCAAGGUGUCCAUGAUUCAGUGGUGAUCACGCUGCCACAACAGAGACUCUCAACUGCAAGUGCAGAAGCAACGACUGAGCAUUGAAGAAAGACAUCUGUACAUGUCUAGAUAAUUACAGUAGAUAGAUAUGUUCUUGUAAUACUAACUGGAUCACGUUUAGUCACUAUACGCAAAGAAUUCACUAGGAUCUUGCUCGUUGUCUAUGGUGGCACCUAGAGUUAGCCACGCCCAUUUAGCACAAAUCCACUAUAUCGAG
Messenger RNA from Corticium candelabrum, 2342 nucleotides. RefSeq lists its product as uncharacterized. The coding region runs from base 62 to 2170 and encodes 702 amino acids. Lineage: Eukaryota; Metazoa; Porifera; Homoscleromorpha; Homosclerophorida; Plakinidae. The transcript is spliced from 3 exons. The record is from RefSeq and is a predicted model, not a curated record. Gene Ontology annotation, biological process: regulation of actin filament-based process.